Acanthosepion pharaonis is the source of this 1254-nucleotide messenger RNA. The record is from the annotation of a GenBank genome assembly. NCBI's taxonomy places the organism in Eukaryota, Metazoa, Mollusca, Cephalopoda, Sepiida, Sepiidae.
AUGCAUGCGGCAAGACGUCUUCAUUCUUCCAAUUCUUGCAUACGUUCAACUGACUUCACAAUCCAGAAUUCCACGACAAGGGGUUCAAACAUAGCCCCUCAACACAGGAUUCUGUUCAUAUCUAUCUCUAUCUAUUCAUAUCUAUCUAUCUGUCUAUCUAUCUCAAUCUGUUCGUAUCUAUCUAUCUGUCUAUCUCAAUCUGUUCAUAUCUAUCUAUCUGUCUAUCUCCUCAAUCUGUUCAUAUCUAUCUAUCUAUCUAUCUAUCAAUCUCAGUCUGUUCAUUAUCUAACUCGGUCUAUUCAUAUCUAUCUUUCUAUCUCAUUCUGUUCAUAUCUAUCUAUAUACCUAUCUAUGUUCAUAUCUAUCUAUCUCUGCCUGUUUAUCUAUUUACCUAUCUCAGUCUGUUAUUCUAUCUAUCUAUCUAUCUAUCUAUCUCAGUCUGUUCAUUAUCUAAGUUGGUCUAUUUAUAUCUAUCUAUCUCAGUCUGUUCAUAUCUAUCUAUCUAUCUGUCUGUUUAGAUCUAUUUACCUAUCUCAGUCUGUUAUUCUAUCUAUCUAUCUAUCUAUCUAUCUCAUCUGUUAUUCUAUCUAUCUAUCUAUCUAUCUAUCUCAGUCUGUUCAUUAUCUAAGUUGGUCUAUUUAUAUCUAUCUAUCUCAGUCUGUUCAUAUCUAUCUAUCUAUCUGUCUGUUUAGAUCUAUUUACCUAUCUCAGUCUGUUAUUCUAUCUAUCUAUCUAUCUAUCUAUCUAUCUCAGUCUGUUCAUUAUCUAAGUUGGUCUAUUUAUAUCUAUCUAUCUCAGUCUGUUCAUAUCUAUCUAUCUAUCUGUCUGUUUAGAUCUAUUUACCUAUCUCAGUCUGUUAUUCUAUCUAUCUAUCUAUCUAUCUAUUCUGUUCAUAUCUAUCUAUCUAUCUGUCUGUUUAGAUCUAUUUACCUAUCUCAGUCUGUUAUUCUAUCUAUCUAUCUAUCUAUCUAUGUCAGUCUUCUGUUCAUAUCUAUCUAUCUAUCUGUCUGUUUAGAUCUAUUUACCUAUCUCAGUCUGUUAUUCUAUCUAUCUAUCUAUCUAUCUAUGUCAGUCUGUUCAUUAUCUAAGUUGGUCUAUUUAUAUCUAUCUAUCUCAGUCUGUUCAUAUCUAUCUAUCUAUCUAUCUAUCUAUAUCUGUUCCUAUCUGUCUAUGUUUAUUUCUAUCUAUCCCUACCUGUUUGUAUUUGCCCAUUGGCAAUUAUUUCGUUUACCAUACUCACAAUUCUCUGAUUAG